AUGACGGUCACGGAGAGCAUAAAAGAUACGGCCGAGUCCGUCAAGGAGGCAGUUGGUCUCGGAGGCCAUGGCACACAAGCAACCAGAAAAGAAAUGUCCGACGCGAAGCUCCCACUCGCAUACAGAGAUUCUUGCGCGCAUCUUUUGAUCCCAUUGAAUAAGUGCCGGUUUGAUAACUACUACUUACCGUGGAGGUGUAUGGACGAGCGACACGGUUACGAAAAGUGCCAGUACGAGGAGUUCAAGCUGAGAGUAAAGAAGAUGGAGAAGUUGAGAGCCGAGAAGGGAGGAGCGAGGAGCAAUUAG
Messenger RNA from Pseudocercospora fijiensis CIRAD86, 306 nucleotides. RefSeq lists its product as uncharacterized. The transcript is spliced from 3 exons. The coding region runs from base 1 to 306 and encodes 101 amino acids. Lineage: Eukaryota; Fungi; Ascomycota; Dothideomycetes; Mycosphaerellales; Mycosphaerellaceae. The record is from RefSeq and is a predicted model, not a curated record. Gene Ontology annotation, cellular component: mitochondrion.